AUGGGUGCUCGGGACAGGGAUCACAGGCACACAGAGAACCUCAAAGUGAAUGAGAAACUUGGAUCACAGAGGCAAUUCCCUCGGGCCAGAGCAGGAUCCUACAGCCAGCAUGAGCCAUCUGGCAGCCUGGGAGUGUCUUGUGGACAGCGGAGACAGUCCACCUGGAUCUUAAGAUCUGAGUCCCAGACAAGACUUGGGGAAGGGCGGGGUUCCUGUGGGAGCUGCAGGGACAGAUGGCUCCUGGCUCUGGUCCAGCACCCCUCCUGCCUUCUGUGGUGCUGGGGUAACAGGCAGGAGCUACCCCACUGUGGCCUCGAAGCCAGCCUCUUGGCUGCAUGUGAGGGGACGGGAGGAGGGGACACAGGGCCCUCCCCUGCUGCCCUGGACCCACAUGUCUGUCCCCUUGGCAAGGACAGCCUCCAGACACUGGGCCCUUGCCGGGCACUGUGUGCUGGGUUUUCAAAUGUCAGAACUGAGGCACCAAGAGAGGAGGCCAUGGGUCCCCCAUCACACGCUCAUGGCACGGAGCUGACUUCAGUGGCCAAGAGGGAGUCCUCGGCAGGGGGUGGGUGGUGCCUGGCCCACUCAGCAGUAACAGGGCGCCAGCCUGCUGUCAGCAUCUCAGCUGGCCCUCAGACCCACGCUCCUCGUUGA
This is a messenger RNA of Rangifer tarandus platyrhynchus (Svalbard reindeer), 654 nucleotides long. The record is from the annotation of a GenBank genome assembly. NCBI's taxonomy places the organism in Eukaryota, Metazoa, Chordata, Mammalia, Artiodactyla, Cervidae.